UUUCUUUGGGUUGAGAGUUAAAGGGGGAGUGGUCUGACUAGAUAUGAGACAAAUGGACUUAAAGCUCAGACCACAACUUCCUCCUCUUAGAUGUGAGGUGUGCAGUACUCAAGUCUUAACCAGAGCGCAAAGAAAAAACGCAUGAAUAAGUUGUUGUGCUUGCUGACAGCUGGAGUAUCCCCGGUUAUCUGUGCCAACCCUGUAUCGUCAUGACUGUGUUAAGCAGGAGCCCUAUUUAUGUGGCAAUUCCCCUGUGGAUGUGUUAUGGAAGAGCUGCUGCUCUCUCCGAGCCUGAGAUCUGCUAUGUGCUUGAUGGCGUUCUGUUUCUAUAUGGCAUCAUUUUGACUGCUCUUUACUGCAGGAUUAAGAUCUGCAGUGCUCGAGAGGCAAAGAAUGGGAAAGGAAAGUCCAAGUAUGUUGAAGAGGGCAUAUACACGGGUUUGACGCCUCAUUCCCAGGACACCUAUGAAACUAUCGGCAUGAAGAAGUGAUGAGAUCAAGUGCAAUCAUCUUUUAAAUACGUUUAUGCUUGUACUUAAGUAUGAAAUAUCAUACCCUGCUUUUUUACACGGUUUAUUUCUCAUAUGUGCUACUGCAGAGUGUACCAGUUGUUUAGAACAGAAAAAGAGAAGUUUGCCACACGGCUAGCUGGUUUUAAAAUAGCUCUGCCUGUUGUUAAGAUACUUUUUCCGUUCCACUGCAUAGACUUCAUUCUUUAUUUCAUUAAUUCUAUCAGGUUUUGGAUAUGUUUGAUAUAAGUAGGUUUUAAUCAUCAUGGUUUGACCUGGGUCAAAAUACUGCCUAGUCAAUAUGUUACAGACUUUUCUUUUUUAAGCCUUUUCAAAUAUGCUAAUUUUUGUGUGAAAUUUGACAGCAAUUAUGUACCACAAAGUUUGAUUAUGUUUUUAGUCAUUCGAAGGCUAAUAUUCUCUAAAAAAUUAUCUUUAAAAAAAAACAAAAACUUUUUUGUCUAUGUUUCUGUAAGAUGGUAGAUGGCUUGGGUGUUAGGGGAGUGGACUCUAUGUUUCUUAUUCUCUUUUGAGACAAACCAGCAGUCUUUCCUAAUCACCACAGGAUGGCAGUGAUGGAAUCUUUGUUCCUUUUUCUUUCUGUGCUUGCAAAACAAAAAGGCAAAACUUCAAAAGCUGUUAUAUGUACACACAAAGUUUAUUCAAUAUUUCGUAUAUACAUCACAAAAUUGCUGCUUGGAGUUUGAACUGAGAUUUCCGUAAAAAAGUCAUUAUUUUAGCUUAUC
Menidia menidia (Atlantic silverside) is the source of this 1255-nucleotide messenger RNA. The record is from the annotation of a GenBank genome assembly. NCBI's taxonomy places the organism in Eukaryota, Metazoa, Chordata, Actinopteri, Atheriniformes, Atherinopsidae.